This is a messenger RNA of Drosophila serrata, 1407 nucleotides long. RefSeq names its product Derlin 2 (gene Der-2). The record is from RefSeq and is a predicted model, not a curated record. NCBI's taxonomy places the organism in Eukaryota, Metazoa, Arthropoda, Insecta, Diptera, Drosophilidae.
GGCUGGUAUAUUGUAACGGUCAAGCUUUGGUCAUACUGGCCGAGAUGCAUAAAAAUAAAAACUAGCUUUUUGUUUUUCUCAUCGGCCUGUUUUUGCCCCAAAUCAAACUGUCAAUCCGGAAGCAGCGAAGCCCUAGGUGAAACGAGGACCGACGACUGCACCUCAGACGCAUUGAAUGUAAACGCAACGACGGGAACAACACCACACCGCACAAAACUGAAAGACAACAGCGCACCUGCUGCCGCAGAAACCCAAAUUGCCAAACUGCGGACUGUCAGACCAACGGAGGAGCCGCCAUGAAUGCCCUGCGGCAGUUCUAUCUGGAGAUCCCGGUGGUCACGCGGGCAUACACCACGGUCUGUGUGCUGACUACACUGGCGGUACACCUGGACCUUGUGUCGCCGCUGCAGCUGUACUUUAACCCCACUCUGAUCGUGAGGAAGUUCCAGAUUUGGCGACUAGCCACAACAUUCCUGUACUUCGGUACAAUCGGCAUCAGCUUCUUCUUCAAUAUGGUGUUCACGUACCGCUACUGCCGUAUGCUGGAGGACGGCUCGUUCCGCGGCCGCAGCUCUGAUUUCGUCAUGAUGUUUAUCUUCGGUGGCGUUCUAAUGACCUUCUUUGGCAUCUUCGUCAACCUGUUGUUCCUGGGCCAGGCCUUCACAUUAAUGCUAGUCUACGUGUGGUCGCGCCGAAACCCGCUGGUGCCAAUGAACUUCUUCGGCGUGCUCAAUUUCCAAGCUCCGUACCUGCCGUGGGUGCUGCUAUGUUGCUCUAUGAUCCUGGGCAACACCGUAUGGGUGGACAUAAUCGGCAUGGGUGUCGGACAUAUCUACUACGUGUUGGAGGACGUCUAUCCCACGCUGUCCAACGGCUAUAGACUGAUCAAAACGCCCUACUUUCUGAAACGUCUCUUUAACGAGCACAUCGAACGCAACUACCAAGCACCUGCCGAGGAUCGUCCCGGCGGCUUCCCAUGGGGAGGCGAGGGUCAGCCGAUGCUACCGGAACAGAAUGCGGCUGACGAGCAGCAGGAGCCGGCGGAUCAAGCACCGCCAGCCGCUGCAGCGCCGCAAUAACAAAACUAGAAAACUUCAUUGUUAAACUGUUUUCUGUUCAAACGAAGAUGACGACGACGACGACAACAAUGUUGUGUACCCCUCCGCCACCUCCCGUUCGGUGCUUGGUGUAAUUAGGCGUAUAGUAUUGAGGAGGCGUGCAAUAGUUAGCCAAAGUUAAUGCAGAGCGUGUGUGUAUGUCAUCUAUUGGUUUGUUUCUAAUGCAGAGUCCAAUCGCCACGCGAAACGUACUUUAAGUUUGCCCUCACGACAGAUUGAACCUACACUGCACAUGUGAUUAUAUAUAUACAAACAAGCUACAAAUAAACCAUGAUGUAAAAAGUCCUUA